Molecule: messenger RNA, 1650 nt
Organism: Coniophora puteana RWD-64-598 SS2
Lineage: Eukaryota; Fungi; Basidiomycota; Agaricomycetes; Boletales; Coniophoraceae
Exons: 3
Coding region: 156-1472 (438 amino acids)
Source: RefSeq, a predicted model, not a curated record
AGCACCCAGAACGCCCACGGCCAGACGACGACCGACGCUCUAGCCGCCCGCCGCCACCUCCGCCCGACCGAUGGCGCGACAGAGAGCGCGAACGGGACGACCGGCGGUAUCGAGCCCGUUCGCGCACGCCUCCGCCUCCGCCCCCGCCGCGCCCUAUGGACACCUACAUCGCAUCCGGCUCUCCGCGCGAUGAAAGGGCACCUCCACGCAGGCCACCGCUGCGCGAAUGGGAGCGCGACGACCGGCGUGCUCCGCGCGGCAGCUUUCCCAGUCGCGGGCCUCCACCGCCGAGGAGGGACUAUCCAGAAAGAGACAGAAGUAGAGAGCGGGAGAGGGAGAGAGAAAGAGACAGGGACAGAGAUAGGCGGGAGUGGGAGCGCGAUCGCGAGCGGGACAGAGUAAGGGGCAGAGACUAUCCGCCGCCGCCGAGGAGAGACGACCGAGACCGCCCGCCGUACCGCAGACGGCGCACGCCUUCUCCAUCACCGCCUAGACGUGCACCUCCAACUCGCGACUAUACCCCCGAAAGAGACAGAGAUUUCCGCCGACCACCACCUCGAUACAGAUCACGUUCGCGUUCACCGUCAGCAGCAUCCCGCCACUCGUCGCGCGGUCGACCCACCGGUGAAUACCUCCAACGCCCCCCUGCCUCGCGUCCGCCCCGACGCUCUCCAUCAAGCAGCCCGCGGCGCCGGCGCUCACUCUCACCGCGAUCCCCGCGCAAAGACUUAAGACGAUCACCAUCCCCUCCGCGUGCCCCGCGAGACAGAGAGCGCUCCCCUCUUCGCGCCUCUCGCCAGGGCAGCGAGCGAAGCCGGGAAGAUGGCCAAAUCACGCCAGUCAGCCAGCGCCCCUCAGAGCCACCUUCCAAGCCCACAGAACGAGCAGCCGAACCGCCCGCAGUGCCCGAGCACCAGCCCAGGAGGGAUGGCGACCGCGACAACGACGUCAAAAUGCGCGACCCCUCUCCUGUGCGCUCGCACCCGGCACCGACAACACCGGCUGCGGAUGCCCACGCACGCUCGUCGCGUUCCUCGCCGCGUCCGCACGCACCACCACCGCCGUUCGCCAGGCGUCCGCACUCGCCGCCGUCUGGACCGCGACACGGGCCCUCGGAAAAGCAUCUCCCGAGGCGCCCCGCCGAGUCGCCGAAGCACGGCAGCUCCCCUGCGCCAGCACCGGCACCGGCACAAGAGACGUCGCCCAAGGGCUUCGUCAUCCCCAUUCCAAAGUACGAGCCUCCGCCGAACUUGACUUUGCGGGAAGAAGAAGAGAUCGCGAAAAUCGAAGCCCAGCGCGCCCGGCUCACGGCGGACUACGCGCACCUCGCCAGGGCGACGCGGCGCGCGCUGCACGAGCUCGAUAUGACGGGCAUCGAGCUGCGGUCGGCGCAGCAGCGGCGCGAACAUGCCGAGGCGUUUUACAAGCGGGCGAACGCGGGGCUCGUCGAGGUUGGGGUGGAUGGAGUGUGAUCUGACGAAUAGAGGACCAAUGAUAAUUCUCCCCCCGUAAUAGACAUAGGACGGGCGCGCCGUGUUCGCGUGACAUUGCACGGGUAGCAUUAAUUAGUGGUGUAUACGGAGGCGGACGCAGGGUGUACCGUGCCAUGUAGUCGUCGAGUAGGCAGGCUAUGAGUCCGGUAUCUUUGUG